Pelobates cultripes (western spadefoot toad) is the source of this 5039-nucleotide messenger RNA. The record is from the annotation of a GenBank genome assembly. Lineage: Eukaryota; Metazoa; Chordata; Amphibia; Anura; Pelobatidae.
GAUUGCUGUUGGGAUAUUGCUGUUAUUUUACCUGCUGGAAACCUUGCCUGUGGAUUUACUAUUUACUUGUUCCUGAGCCUCACUUGGAUUAUAAGCGGAGAUAACCUGGGUAAUAUUGCAUCUCCGCUACAGUGGUGUGUGUGUUUGCAUACAGGGAAUCUAGUGUGUGCAAUGGUGGAUCCAGAUUGUGUAUAGAGGAUGAAGUGUAUAUGUCAGGAAUAUAGUGUGUGCAUGAGCAGUGUGGUAUAGGGUCUGUAUUGUGCUUGUGGUUGGGUGAGAUGGAGAGAUAGAUAGCAUAGUGCCAACACUACAUGCUCUGAUCUCCCUUGUCGACUAGCCUAAUGGCUAGCUUUGGUCUCUUAGUGAGGGCACUCCCUAAUUUCAUAAUCUUUUGGUCUUCCUGUUAUCAUAUGCCUGUUUUCCUUCCUCUCCUUAUCCCUCUAAUCUGCCCUUUUAUUACUGUUACCAAGUCAUUUUAUCCUUCUCUUUCACACUUCACUUUUUUCAUUUGGUAGUUAACCUCAGUAUGUCCCUGCUAUUUUCUCAGUUCUUUCCUUCACCUGAGUACCUGAACUCUGAUAUCUUUUUACUCUUUUCUGAAUGUACUCAUCUUUUCUCCAGUUUCUCUAUAUAAGUGUUAAAAGUAUUGCUAAAAUUAAUUCUGUUUUGAAGGUUGUUUGGAUAAAAAUGGCGUGCUCCAUGAAUUUAAUACUCGGUGGAAGACGAAAAAUUGCUUUGACUGCAGUUGUGAUACUGAGGAGAUGUCCUGCUGCAAAGUGUAAGUUGCAAUAAUUCCUUAUGAUUUAGUUAGACCAGAGUGUUUACACAUGUGGGAUAUCCACUGAGGGACUACACAAAUUUCUUGUUUGCUCCUUCAUGCUAUUGUAAAGAGCAUACAUCAUGGCUGAAUGUGAGGAUUUAAGGGUUGUAUGUCACUUGGAUUGGGAUGUAUGAUUGUAAUGUAAGUGUCAUAUACUAUAACCUGAUGUGAGCUGUGUAAUAAUGUCAGAGCUAAUGUUUGCAGCAAAGUAGGAAUUCUUACCCAGGAACCCCAAAAAAGAACACCUUUUGCACAAUCGCAUUCCUUCUGGGGAAUUAUGGCUGAAUAUCACGGUAAUGUAAAAUCUCUAGAAUCAAAAAAAAUCUUCUCUAAAUAAAUGAACCACUAGAGGAAUCAUCUACUGAACAAUACUCUGAAAAACUGAUCACCAAAAAACCUUUCCCAAUACUAUCACAAUAAAAACCACAGACACGGUUUAGCGAAAUAAAGAGAGGGAAAAAAACAAUAACAAAACAAAAGGGAAAUUGCAAAUAUCACAACAAAGUGGACAACAAAAGAAUUAACACUUUAUUGACAAUAAAAAAUAAAUAAAAAAGAUCUGUAAAAUGACGCAUAAAUAUCUAUAAUAAAUGCAGUAUAAAGAGCACAAACUGUUAUGGAUCAUUUUUAGCACCAUGUAAAAGUAUCAAUGGACUUGAUACACCAAUAAAACUAAACAUCAGUCCCCAAAAUAAAAAAUAUGUAUCCGAAUUCUCAAAUGGUGUGAAGCAGAUCCCCUAACAUGGACAAGAUAAAAAAUUUCCGUCUUUGUGACGGACUGCCUGGCACUCCGACCGAGUGCCUCCACCAAUUGAUGCUCCUAGUGCUCACUGAGAAAUUUCAGCACUCCACCAGACACCAUAAACACUGCAGACCCCACUUCCAGUGAUGCAGCUGUGCCGGGGUCUUGCCGUCCUUCACCCACCCUGGACCCAAGACCGGGAUCCAGCUUCCAGAGGGCAGAUCUCUCCUACUCCCAGAAACCAUAGCAGGAACAGCUCUUAUAAGAGCUAGUGAUUAUAAUUCCUGGGGAGUAUAGUGAUAUAUCAAUCUCCAGGAUAGAUACAGCCGUUUCCCCCACUCAUGAGAUGAGACUAUGUUGAGGGUAAGCAGGAACAGAAUUUUAAUGGAGGCACACUGGCCUUUUAUGCAAGUUUCCCAACAAGGGUGACACCCAGGUGGACCUUGUUGGGCACCGGGACACUAAGUGAAUAAACCAAUAAAAACAGAGUCAUACAGUCAGACACUCCCAUACACAAACAAUAGAAUCCUCCUCUGUGCUUGGGAAAUAAUUGAAUCAGGAACUGUACUAAUUUAACCCAAUUAUCUCCAAACACAGAAAAACAUAAAAUUUUAUGAAACCCCAAAAAGUACUUUAAAACCACAAAAAAUAACAAGGGGUGAACAACAUAUCCAAAAAUCACCCAGAUCGGUUCAGGGGUUCAGGAAUUCUCCUGGAAUUCAUAGUUUUGACCGACCGUGCACGUGGUCCUAUGCCCAAAACAGUUCCAGGGAAAUCAAUGCUAACAGUAGGUCAUGUUCGGUAGUCUUUUACAUUUUUCCAUGCAGGGCCCAUAGUACAAGUGGAGAGGUUACUUUCACCAAAGUCUUUAAUUUAAUACAAAAUGUGAAUCAAUACAGGCAAUACUCCUUGCACAGUGCAAAGUUGCUUUAAAUCAAUAGAUCAGAAGACAAGGUUAUUCCGAUACCUUAAAGGAAUUGAAUAGGUAAAACAAUGCAUAUCCUUUUGUCCCCCCAACAGUAAACCUACUGUCACAAAAUGCUUUUCCCCCCCUAAAUAGUGUAAAAUGCCAAUUUUCAGAAAUCCAAAUCACUUUGGAGCUUCGGCACCUCCGAACUACCGAACUUCGUCACUUCAGAACUUUGGCAUGGAAUCCACACUAAUGUACAUACAGAACAAAAUGAAUUGCACAUGUCUAAGGCGGUAUAGCUGCCCAUUCUUCUUGACAAAAUGUCUCAACAACCACACUGUCUUUCUCCAGAGCAGCCUGCAUUUCCCCUGAGGAUACCUGUGUUUUGUUUUUUUUUGUAUCCCAAACAAUUCUUCUGGCAGUUGUGGCUGAAAUCUUUCUCAGUCUACCCUUGACCUUGGCUUGGUAUCAAGAGAUCCCCAAAUCUUCCACUUCUUACUAAGUGAUUUAACAGUAGUAACUGGUAUUUUCAAGGAUUUUGAUAUCUUUUUGUAUCUUUUUCCAUCUUUAUAAAGUUCCAUUAACUUGUUACGCAGGUCUUUUGACAGUUCUUUUCUGCUACCCAUGGCUCAGUAUCUAGCCUGCUCAGUGCAUCCACGUGAAAGCUAUCCAACUUAUUGACUAUUAAUACACAGAAACGAAUUGCCAUUUAAAAAUACACAGGUGUCGGAAAUUAACCUUUAAUUGCCAUUUUAACCUGUGUGUCAUCUUAUAUGUCUGUAACAAUGCCAAACAUCCAAGUGUAUGUAAACUUUUGAUUAGGCCCAUUUGGCUCCUAUUUAAAAUCAUAAUGAUAAUAGAACUCACCCAAACAACUAUGUGAUAAUAAACGGCUUCAUAUGAUCACUAUCCUUGAAUAAAAUAAUGUUUUAUGCAUAAUCAGUUAUAUUUUCAAAAUCAAUGCCAAAAUUUCACAAUUUCUGUCAGGGUAUGCAAACUUUUGAGCACAACUGUAUAAUACUGUUGAAAUUAUAAUGGGUUUCACAUACUACUACAAUGUUGAAUCAGCUCACCCAAAUCUUAUUGCAGCUUGCUUACAGUUCUUUCUCACCCAGAGUGGCUUGGCUCUCUCCAUAUUAUAACAAUUUUCUGUACUACUGUACUGGCUCAGUAAUAAAGCCUCCAGGCCCCAGCCAGGCUACUUUCAACUUUACUGUUCAAGGACUCCAUGAGGUAGGUCUGGGGACAUAAGGCUUAACGUUUGCACGCCAGAAUUCAAGUGGACAAUGGCAUCUAGCCGCCAUACACCUCCUAGGUCUCCACACCCUCAACGUGAGUGUAGGCGCAUCCCGUAGCUUGUAUCCAAGAUCAUUGCUCCACCCCAUUGGCUCUGUUUUGUUCAAGCAUGGAAUUAUUUAUUAUUGCACAGCUGCAGAGUAAAUGUUGUAGUUCAGGUCAUGUGAAUAUCCAAGUUGACACAUUCUAACUAGUAUCUUUUACAAUGAUAACCUUUUACCUGAAUCUUUCCCAACUGUGCUGCUCCAACACAAUAAAACAUGCAAUCAAAAUUCCAAUUAUCUGUGUAAUUCCACCUUCUUGAGUAAUAUACGAUUUCCACCCUGUGACUGUAAAUAUGUAAAAAGCUUUCCCUCCCUGCACUUUGGUAACCCAUCUUGUUUCCUUCUCUGCAACUAUGUCAUUUAAAAACUACACAUUCUAAACUAUUCUAGCAAUCUACUUUUCCUGUAAAUUAAAAACACCCUACUCUUACCUCUUGAGUCACUUUACCCCACUCCCUCUAGAAUGUAACCUUGUUUGAACAGGGCCCCCAACACCCUCUGUUUUAUUUAUGAAAGUUUGCUGUUUUUAAGUUUCUGCUGUGUCCGUAGUAGACACAUCAUGUUAGAGCAAUCAUUACUGUUUCAUUUCUAUUGUUGUGUCAGGAAAUAUUUAUAAAAAUAAUACGUUUGUGAAUAUGCUUCUAGAUAUUGAAUAGCACCAUUGCAAAAGGCCACAUGAGUACUGGAUUCAUGCAUGCAUUUUGCUUUUUUUAAUUUUAAGUAAUGUUUAAUUUGGGGUUUAAAUUUCUAUUUUUAAAUAGGGGCAAAUAUAAGCCAGCUAACAGUCGCUAUGUAUAGAUACAUAUGUGAAAGAGUGAUAAAUAUGAUAGAGAUAAGUAAUAAUAGAAAAUGUAGGUUAGUGGGUUCAUGACACACAAUUAAAAAAAGUAGUUUGAAUAUAUCUCACUUUCGAAUUAUUCUAUUCCUAUUAUGUUCCAGUUAUGGUAGACCUGCCAACUAUGACCAGAGCAAAUGCUUUGUCAAGUAUGAUAAGCAUGCUUGCACCGUGGAAGUACUACAAAAGGAGGAUCCUACAAAGUUGUGCGAGCGCUAUGGAAUGGCUGGCUAACGAUGAGGUCAGCAUGAUCCAGAACAAGCCUUCUCUGAAUCUAUUAGACUUUCAUGAUUAAAGCUGUAUUGAAUACCUUUGUUGAUUAAUAAAACAGCCAUGUUGAGUGCUAAAGUCACAAUUAAUAUAAAUAUUAAAGUUCAAAAUAUAGAGUAAAA